Messenger RNA from Fimicolochytrium jonesii, 471 nucleotides. RefSeq names its product cytochrome b5. Bases 1 to 471 code for a protein of 156 amino acids. The transcript has 3 exons. Gene Ontology annotation, cellular component: endomembrane system; membrane. Lineage: Eukaryota; Fungi; Chytridiomycota; Chytridiomycetes; Spizellomycetales; Powellomycetaceae. The record is from RefSeq and is a predicted model, not a curated record.
AUGUCCGUCUUCGAACUGCUCACGCCGCUGAACUGCGGGCUAGCAAUCGUCUUCCUCUUCUUCCUCAAGAACCUCACCACGUCCAAUGCUCGAUCACCACCCCCAUAUGUGCCACCUGAACCCAUCGUCCUCAAAGACUUCACACCAAAAGACCUCCUAGCAUUCGACGGCACCAACAACUCUAAGAUAUACAUGGGCGUAGGCGGAAAAGUGUACGAUGUCACGCGUGGGAAGGACUUUUACGGCCCGGGAGGUCCAUAUGCCAAUUUCGCGGGUCAUGAUGCGUCCCGCGGGUUGGCUAAGCACCGGUUUGAUGCGGAGAUGUUGGCGGAUUCGGAGGGUUUGAUUGAUAAGUUGGAGGAUUUGGAUGCUGAGGAGAGGGAGGCGCUGGCGGAGUGGGCGGCUAUGUUUGCGUCAAAAUACGAUCUUGUGGGAAGUUUGGUGGAGAAUGAGGGCGUCAAGACAGCAUGA